This is a messenger RNA of Amaranthus tricolor (Joseph's coat), 2475 nucleotides long. Its product is annotated as probable inactive receptor kinase At3g02880. NCBI's taxonomy places the organism in Eukaryota, Viridiplantae, Streptophyta, Magnoliopsida, Caryophyllales, Amaranthaceae. Gene Ontology annotation, biological process: protein phosphorylation. The record is from RefSeq and is a predicted model, not a curated record. The transcript is spliced from 2 exons. Bases 192 to 2183 code for a protein of 663 amino acids. Gene Ontology annotation, molecular function: ATP binding; protein kinase activity; protein binding.
UGAGUAAUGAGUAUGAGUAUCACUAUCACUAUGACUAGCCCAUAAGUAACUGAAAAAAUAUGCAACCCACUACCAUUUCAACCAUUACUCCAACUACUAUUUUCUGACAGACAACCCACUCUUACUAUUACUCCUACUCUUACUCUUUCAGAUCUUUCUCUCUUUCCCCUACAUUCUUACCAACAAAACCAAUGAAGUCAACUAAACUCCCGCCAUUGUUAUUGCUCCUUUUUCUUCUCCUCUUCAUCUCUCUCCUCCCCAUAGCCGCACCCGCCGACGCUAACCCCACCGACGCCGCCGCCCUCUCCGCUCUUAAAUCUUCUCUUGGCGGCCGUUGGAAUACCACCGCUACCAACGCUUGUAACUGGCAAGGUGUUGAAUGUAGCUCCCAGGGUCGGGUUCUGGAGCUCCAUUUACCCGGUGUUGGAUUCGUUGGUUCUAUCCCUGAUUUCGUUUUGGGUAACCUUUCUUCACUUACCUUUCUCUCUCUCCGUUACAAUGCUCUUACUGGAACCAUUCCUUCCGAUUUUUCCAAACUUUCUAACCUCAAAUUCCUUUAUCUUCAACAUAAUCGGCUUUCUGGUCCGAUUCCUGCGGUUUUGUUUUCGAUGCGUAAUCUUACCCGACUUGAUUUGUCGGAUAAUCGAUUUUCUGGUGAGAUUCCAAUGGGUUUUAACAAUUUGUCUAAAUUAGCUACAUUGCUUCUUCAAAACAAUCAAUUAAAGGGCUCGAUUCCUGAUUUGAAGGUUAAUAAUCUUAACCAAUUUAAUGUUUCCCAUAAUUUGUUAACUGGGAAUAUUCCAUCCCAGUUUUGUGGGAUGCCAUCUACAGCUUUUGAAGGGAAUUCUCUCACUCCUUGCGCUAGUACUGAACCUUCUCCUUCCCCGAAUGGAGAUAUUGAUGUUGAUAAAAAUGGGCAUAAGAAGAAAAAAAAGCUUUCAGCUGGUGCUCUUGCAGGAAUCAUAAUCGGUAGUGUAAUUGCAUUGCUCGCCAUUUUACUCCUCAUCUUCCUCUGCUGUUGUAAAAGAAGCAAAAAGAAUGAACAGCAGAAUGCAACAAGAUCUCUCGAUUCAGCUACAGUACCUGCAUCUGGUGGUGCUGUUGGAGCUACAAAGCGCUCAGACGUCGAGACGGGCAGAGAAUCUACAACGGCAACAACAAAUGGCGAGAGCUCGAGUGCAGCAUCAGCUGCAAAAUCUGGUGGGAAAAGUGGGUCUGGUAUUGAUAAGACAUUGGUGUUUUUUGGUAAAGGGCCUAGAGUUUUUGAUCUUGAUGAUUUGUUAAGGGCAUCUGCUGAAGUAUUGGGGAAAGGUAACUAUGGAACCACCUACAAGGCGGCAUUGGAUAACGGCGUGGCGGUCGCAGUAAAGCGUUUGAAGGAUGUGACUGCAACAGAGAAGGAAUUCAAGGAGAAAAUGGAGGAAAUUGGAAAGAUUGAGCAUGAGAAUAUUGUUAGUCUAAGAGCUUAUCAUUGUAGUGCUAAUGAAAAACUAUUGGUUUAUGAUUAUUUCCCAAUGGGAAGCUUGUCUGCACUUUUACAUGGUAAUAGAGGAAGUGGAAGAACACCAUUAAACUGGGAAAUGAGGUCUGCUAUCGCCCUUGGAGCAGCUCGUGGCAUUACCUACAUCCACUCGCUGAACUCUACAUCCUCUCAUGGCAACAUAAAGUCAUCCAACAUCCUCCUUUCUAACUCAUACGAAGCUCGAGUCUCCGAUUGUGGUCUCGCACAACUUGCAACUCCAAGUCCAAGCUCUGCUCCAAACCGUAUUGCUGGAUAUCGUGCUCCUGAGAUCACGGACUCUCGUAGGGUGUCUCAAAAAGCCGAUAUCUAUAGUUUUGGUGUUUUCCUUUUGGAGUUGCUUACCGGAAAGGCUCCUACUCACGCCCUCUUGAACGAAGAAGGGGUGGACCUACCGCGAUGGGUGCAAUCAGUGGUUCAAGAAGAGUGGGCUGCUGAAGUCUUUGACAUGGAGCUUUUAAGGUAUCAAAACGUCGAGGAGGACAUGGUUAAGCUAUUGCAGCUCGCUAUCGACUGUACUGCUCAGUACCCUGAUAGCCGCCCUUCAAUGGCAGAUGUCACGAGUUACAUCGAGGAGAUUUGCAAAUCUAACUCAACGUCUAGGCAAGACACGCUUGCAGACAUAACUAGCGAUCUUGAGAUCACGUCUUCCACACCGAGUUAGGUCAAUUGCGAGAAAUUCACACCCGUUCUAUACCAUCAAUCGAUAAAAGAACCAUCGAUUCUCACAAUUGUUUACGUCAAUUUAUACGAAUACUUGAAAUUGUUUGUUCAUUCUUAAAGCUCUCCUCGUUUGAUCGUGAUUCAUUCCCCAUCGAAAAUCCUCUUCCUGUACUUAUUUUCUCGAUCGAACUUUCCCAUUAAUUUUGUUCCAAUGUUAUUGUACUAUAUAUUCAACAUUAUUGAUUAUUUUGAUUGAUUGUUCAUAAUAAAUCAAUGAUUAUUUUUUAGUGUUC